Molecule: messenger RNA, 1128 nt
Organism: Necator americanus (New World hookworm)
Lineage: Eukaryota; Metazoa; Nematoda; Chromadorea; Rhabditida; Ancylostomatidae
Exons: 12
Coding region: 1-1128 (375 amino acids)
Biological process (GO): regulation of transcription by RNA polymerase II
Molecular function (GO): cAMP response element binding; DNA-binding transcription factor activity, RNA polymerase II-specific
Source: RefSeq, a predicted model, not a curated record
AUGGAUGAUGAUUGGGCACCGUUACUGAACAAGGAUUGUAUGCUGUUCUCACCGAAUGGUAUAUCGCUCGAGGAUGAUUUCCAUUUGACCAGCCUCGAUUUCACCUCAUGCGAUAAGGUCAUCAAAUCCGAACCUCAGGAGGAAACUAGUGACUACCACGGCUCUUCUUCUGGAAGCCCUUCUUCCUCGCUGUCGAGUCCCGAUAUGAAAGACAAUCUUGGCGUCGAUUUGUCCUUCUGCAUACCUUUCGGUAGCAACAUUCAUCCGUUCUUGAACAGUCCUACGAGCAGCAGCGGUAGCCCAUUUGGGUCAAUGUUCCCAGGCGGGACCAUCACUCAACAGAACAGCCCUCUUCCACCAGUUAGCCACUUUUCACACCAAAUUCCACACCAGCAGAGUCCGAAUCAUCAACAGCAUGGUGCACAUCAGCAUCAGAUGCUAACGUCACCAUCGAUUCAUCAAACACAUUCGGCGCUAUCCUCCUUUAAUGGAGCCAGCAAUCAGGAAACUAUCACAUUCUUCGACACAAUCGACGAUCGUACCCCAUCGCCGCCCACGUCCGAUCGUAGCUCUCCCGCUAAUGGGUUGUUGGUGGGAAAUGCGAUCUACGACGGGUGUAACGGUUCGAACACAUUUUCCAGUCAUGGUGGUAUGGUGAAUGGUCUGACUGUGGCUCAACAGCAGUUGAAGUCGCGAAGCAAAAUGCACGAGAUGGCUGUGCGUCAGCGGCUCAUCACUGAUCAGGAUCCUCGUAGCCAGGGUAUGGUGCAGCUAUCGGCCGAAGAAAAAAGAACACUCGUUCAGGAAGGAUAUCCGGUACCCACGCGACUUCCGCUUUCCAAAGCUGAAGAGGAAUCGCUGAAGAUAGUUAGACGAAAGAUCAAGAAUAAGUUGUCUGCCCAGGAAUCACGCCGUAAACGUAAAGAGUACAUGGACACUCUUGAAUCUCGUUGUCAAGCCUACUUCAACGAGAACACACAGCUUAGAAAAGUAAAUGGUAGUAGAUCGCGUGAGACAGCUAGAAAUGUCCAACCAAAAGCUGCUAAUGCAAGUGAAGAAAUUUCAGGAUAUGAUGGGUACAAAUCCUUCUCAUUCCGACAUCAAUACCAAUCAUUAGCGACGACAUGA